GGGAGUGAGGUUGUGGUUGUGGCUAGCUUGAUAGCAUCGCCUUUUUCAAGGCGGGCCUUCACAGAAAAACUUGAAAUAAUAAAAAACGGAAGACCAACUCCAGAGCUGGAAUUAAAAGAAAAGGUUAAGAAAGUGGAAAGGCAUUUCAAGACCGAAAAUUAUCAGCGGUAUCCAUGGAUGACUGGCUUUGUUUGGAGUUGUUUACUUUUUACAACUGACAAGUCAUCCACCUGGGUCAGCGGCGGAUUUGUCAGCCUUACAAAUCUGACAAAGUCAGCCCAUCGACAUCAAGAUUCUGCGGCACACCUGCAAGCGAUGGUCAAUUUGAAAACUUUUGGGGACACAAGAAUUGAUCUUCAGCUAGAUGAGCAGCGCCGGAAUCAUACUACGGCCCACAACAACAAGGUCAGGCAGAACAGAGAAAUCCUGAAACGUCUCAUCAAUGUUGUCACAUUUCUUGGAAAGCAAGAGCUGGCAUUUCGAGGACAUGAUGAGAGUAAAGAUUCUGAAAACUCUUGGAGCUCUUUGAAUUCAUUGUUGACAACCACAAUGAUUUUGAUGCUGAACACAGCGCUGAUGGAUACACUGCACUGCUGACGGACUUCGAGUUCUGCUUUCUCUUCGCCACAUUCAACUCCGUGUUUGCCUACUCCGACGUGCUCUUUGGGAUCUUGCAGAAUAAGGAGUGUGACAUGCAGUUCUGUUUGUCCAGCAUCGAGGACUUUUGCAGCACCACAGAGAGAGAAAAGGCAAAAUUUGACUCCAUCUAUGAGGACACUGUGCGUGAAGUUGGGGUUCCCUGCGGGCGCAGGGCACGGAGAGUCGGAGAUGUGCGCGCAGCGUACCAGUGGCUGCACAGUGAAAUCCUGGACAACAUCCUCACUCAGCUGAGGAACAGGUUCAAGGAUCAUGAAAAACUCAUGUUCCUUGCCCUUCUGGACCCCAAGAAGUUUACCUCAUACAGAGAAAACUUCCCCAGCUCUGAGUUCCAGAGCCUCACGGAAAGCUACGGGCUGCAUUUUGACCUCCCCAGGCUCAAGACUGAACUGACGGUCAUGUACAACAUGGCAAACUUUGAGGCAAGGAGCCCACCAGACCUGCUGCACUUUCUGACUCUUAAAGAGCUGACUGAGAGCAUGCCGCAGCUGUAUCACCUCACCUGCCUGGUGCUGACCAUUCCCGUGUCCACCUCCUCCGUGGAGCAGUCUUUCUCGGCUCUGAAGCGCAUCAAGACGCACGCUAGGAACAGUACUGGACAGGACCGCCUGGGAGCUUUGGCACUGAUGUCCAUAGAGAAAGGACUUCUUUUGGAGCUCAAAUCAAAGGACAAACUUUAUGACGCCGCCAUCGCCCACUUCACAAAGAGAGACCGACGAAUGGACUUUGUGUUUAUUUAAGUGAAGGCCCAGCUGUAGUGCUCACGGUUCGCCACUGCCAUCAGGUAGUGUUGAUGCCAUGGGGGGUGGUCUUGGGUCGUCGGCCGUGGCAUUUGGUUGGGUGAUUCAUGUCAACCAUAUGAACACCAGGACCAGGUGUUUCAAUCCUCUUUUGUCAGCACCAUCAGACCUGCUGCUCACCACUGCUAGUUACAGCUGCCAGGAAGUCAUCGGCUUCUAACAGGCAAGUAUAUACAGUAUAUAGAAUUAGAGGUAGGAACUUCUUUACUUCUGAGCUGUGAUUAAGGUGUUUGCGAGAUGCAUUUUCAAUGCAGAUAGAGUCCCUACAAAGGCAAGACUCAAACUCUGAUGAUCUUUAUUGUG
Messenger RNA from Acanthopagrus latus (yellowfin seabream), 1760 nucleotides. RefSeq lists its product as uncharacterized. The record is from RefSeq and is a predicted model, not a curated record. Gene Ontology annotation, molecular function: protein dimerization activity. The transcript is spliced from 2 exons. Bases 693 to 1397 code for a protein of 234 amino acids. NCBI's taxonomy places the organism in Eukaryota, Metazoa, Chordata, Actinopteri, Spariformes, Sparidae.